Molecule: messenger RNA, 3471 nt
Organism: Capronia epimyces CBS 606.96
Lineage: Eukaryota; Fungi; Ascomycota; Eurotiomycetes; Chaetothyriales; Herpotrichiellaceae
Exons: 5
Coding region: 1-3471 (1156 amino acids)
Source: RefSeq, a predicted model, not a curated record
AUGGGAGAUCUUUUCUUCAAGUCAUUCGACGUGCGAUUCGGAGAGAUCCUUGAGCGGAUGCGAUUCCAUCAAAAGGUUGUGCACGAUGAAACGCAGUGGGCUUUUCUUUCCGACCUGCAAGAUAAGGCAAAUAUCGCCGAAAUCCUAAAGAAGGCUGAGCAGGAGGAGCAGAGGCGGCUCAUGGCAAUGACAUCAGAACUGUCACAAGAUAUCAAGUCGCAGAGUUGGCAGGUUUUUUUGCAGCAUGUCUUCCGCUGGCUUCGAGCGGAUGACAACAAAAGUGUCCUUGAUCGGCACUUGAAUACGAAGGAGGAAGAUACAGCCGAAUGGUUGUUUCGACAGCCGAAAUUCACCUCGUGGCGGGAUGACGACGGGCCACCUGACGGCAAGCCUUCCAUACUAUGGGUUCGAGGAAACCCUGGAUGGGGAAAGAGCAUCCUUGCUGCUUCAACGAUUCAAGAACUGCUCUCUCGGCGCGACGAGAGCCAGCAGAUGCCGACCGAGGCGAUAUGCUACUAUUUCUUCAGCCAUGAAAAUGCUGCAGCAUCGUCCAGCACCGAGGCUUACAGAGCACUCCUGGCGCAGCUCUUCAGUGAACACAAAAGCUUGGAAAAUAUCAGCAGUGCCUUCUCACUUGCGCUCGCCAAAAGCGGUCAUUCUGCAUCCCACCAAGAACUACUGGAUUUGCUGGGCCUGUGCCUGCAGAUUCUGCCGCCGACGACAAUCCUCCUGGACGGAAUUGACGAAUGCACCGAACCGAAUGCCCUCUUGCGAGACUUGUGCAAUCUCCGGGGUGGUGGGCCGGACCUGAGGCUGCUGCUAUUCAGUCGCCCGAAUGUGGCAUACCUUCAUCGCAGACUGGGUGAGCCACAGACAAUCCAGAUGUCCAGAGAGGUCACCGAUACAGACAUCGCUGUCUAUCUUCACCGUGGGUUGCAAGAACUUCAAGACGAUCAACUCAUACCCCAGGGAACAAAUACCGAGGAUCUUGUUGAGCACCUCCUUCAACGGGCUGAAGGGAUGUUCCUGUGGGCCAAACUCAUGGUUACCUACCUUCAUUCUCCAGCUCUGACACUCAGAUCUCGUCAGGAUGCCAUAUUCAGAACCACUCCAAAGGGGCUCCACGAGAUGUACUGCAGGAUAUUCUCCAUCAUCACCAAAUCAGACGAGGCGUCUCAGGACCUGGCCAUGAAGUCAUUCAUGUGGAUUGCACACGCUUCCAGUCCCUUGAGAGCAGUCGAACUUCAAGGUGCAUUCAGGGAUCCGUGUGCUCUCUCCUCUGAGCUCGAUCUAGUACCUGAAAUCGAGAGCGCCAUUCAAUUAACCACCGCGGGUCUGCUAGAGAUGCGGAGCGACCAGACCUUUCACUUCAUUCACCAGACAGCAAGAGAGUUCGUCCUGGAAGCGAAAGCGACGGGAUCCAGUGGUUUGAACUACGUCCAAUCAGGCGAGCAGGCACAUGCCUCGAUCGCCAUGCACUGUUUGCGCUAUUUGAUGUUUGCCGUACCUGCUCAGCCGCUUUCUAUUACGAUUGGGACUUUCCAAUCCCAAUCAAUCGACGAUACCGUUCCCUUACUACCGUACUCGUGUGAAUCUUGGUUCCACCAUAUGUGCGCAGCCCUUUCCCUGGUCGAUGACGGCGACGCGGCUCAAUCUCGAGCGGACUUUCUAAGUGUGCUGAGAACCUUCUUGGCCACGCCCCUCACCUUGAUGGUCUGGCUGGAAGCGGUAUACACUUGUUCCAUGGGGACCAUCACCAUUCGCGCUCUCCAGGAGCGAUCCCGGCAGUUGUCCGACCGGUUCAGUCAUGUCUUAGAUUUGAAUCUGAAGGCCGUUCUUUCCGACCUACAAGAGUUUGCUCAGGACCUAGGCUCCGUUACCUCAGCCUGGGAUGCAGCUCUGUCGACCAAUCCGGCGGAGAUAUGGAACGAUAUCACGGCAUUUACACCCAGCAGGUUUUUCCACCAAACGGCUGCUCUGGCAGUCCAAGGCAUCAAAAUGGACUCGCCCGCCGAAAUACGUGACGAGGGCGAGCUGCUUUGGACAGUAUCCAAAACGUCGAUAGACUUGACCAGAUUGGCGACGGUGACCGUGUGCCCGAGCAGAGAAUUUUGCCAACUCUGGAGGACGGGUCAUGUCCAGAGCGCGGAGAGGGUGGAGCAACUUCUACACUCCUGUGAGGGAUGGAACGCUCUAUAUGAGAUAUUUGACAUCAGUGGACAACCGGUCAGAAGAUCCGCUACGACGGUUCCCCUGUGCGCGAAUGAGGUCUCGUUACGCUUACGGCAAUCCUUGAGAUAUGACAAGAUCGGCAUUCCAGUAGCCAUCAGCGACAGCUUGACGAGGAUUGCCCUUUUGAGGACAGUCGUCUGCAUCCAACCUUCCGAGGAAGAUACAACCGAGGCCGACGUAUGCUCAUGCACGCUGGAAACGCAGCUCCUGGACCGCCAAUCCUCCAAUUGGGAUGGAUCCCGCAUGUUUAACGGUCUUGAAUACUAUUACCAAGUUCUCUUCUCGCCAGACGAGAAGUUUGUGAUCUUUCAUGACUACGAUCUCCUACACAUGUCCAGCAACAUUGGGGCAUACAGGCUUUGCUGCGAGGACUCUGUCUGUCAGGCCUUGCUCUUAAAUCAUAUGCAAAUGGAGCGUCAUUCCUAUGUCGCGCCUGUCCUACACCAUUAUCUCCAAAUCGCCCUUUUCGUCUGGAAGCAGCACAUUUUCAGCUGGCACUUUGCCCAAGACACGCCCCAAUUGACCAUGCUGGCCGCGUUUCCUGCCCUAGGACAUCCCGCCGCUUGUGAUGUUGACUUCGAGAUUGGCUUCUCCGAGUGCGGCAACUUUUACACCGUGAAGCAUUAUUCGCAAGCAUGGCCUGCCAUCCAUCCCCUACCAGCCAGUCCCGGCGUUCUGAAUGCUUUGGGCUCAGGUGAAUCUACAAGUCCUCCCACGAGCGCACGGCCAGUGGUCCGAAAGCGAAUGGCAGAGGAGGAAUUGGCACCGUCAACCGAUUCGAAGAAAGUCCAGCUGCCUUUUCGGAUGCCUCCCUUGCGAAACGACGUGGUGUGCCUGGAUCAUUCGGAGCAGAGUGCAACCUCCGCCAUCAUCACUCACAAGAACACCCCACAAAUGUUGGAACUUUCAGUCGCGUCGACAGCCGGCGGCACUGAUAAUAUAACAUCGUUGGAAUUACUCAGCGUGCCCAGCCACAUUGACCUCCGACACACGUCUUCGAGCGUCAGAUGGCAAUCCGAGCAGGACGAGAAGAUCCGAAUCAUUCUCACUCGACGGUCUCCGCGAUACUAUUGUGCAUCUGACCGCAAGGCCACCGAGGCGGCUUUGGUCAUUGACCGAGAUGCCAGGUUCACGCAAAGAUUCCAAUCCUUGAACCGCCCUCACCUCCAGCUCCCUUUGUGUUUACCAGGUUUGGGACCCUUGGAUGAUGGACCAAUACCAGAUGAUCUUGAGCCCUAG